Saccostrea cuccullata (small rock oyster) is the source of this 3719-nucleotide messenger RNA. RefSeq lists its product as uncharacterized. Bases 252 to 3719 code for a protein of 1155 amino acids. The record is from RefSeq and is a predicted model, not a curated record. The transcript has 6 exons. NCBI's taxonomy places the organism in Eukaryota, Metazoa, Mollusca, Bivalvia, Ostreida, Ostreidae. Gene Ontology annotation, molecular function: protein binding.
AGAAAUUCAACAAAAACGGCAUUAUUUUCAGCACAAUACCCUGAUAAAGGUAUAUAGCUUGAUUAAGCUAUAUAGCUAUAUCAAGAUAUUACAGACCUGAUCAAGAUGCAUGGGGAUGCUUCUAGUGUGUUCAUUAGACCAACUGACCAGUUAAAGUUUCAUAUGCUGCUGCAGUUAAAUUUCAGCUAAGAAAUGAACAGAUUUGGGAUGAUGUGUUGCUAGUACAUUUACUACAAUAACGGUCAUCAGAGAUGGCAGCUCAUUCGUACCCAUCCACUCUUCAGACCACAAAUCGUGCCAGAAUCUGUCAUGUCUUGGUGGGCCCAGUCUCAGAUUUGUUUCGUGAUCUGUUAAGGCAGUUUGUGUUAGAAACAGAUUUUCUAAAUAAGCUGACACAAGAAAAGAAUAAAAUAUUGAAUCAUGUACAUGAUCCUCUACUGAAAAGUUUGCUUUAUCCAAAAAAUCGCUCAAAUUUUGUUGGAUACAGUCAAUUUGAUUUAACUUUGUUAUAUACUCUUUUGAGAAAUAUAUGUGGAAUCAAGGAGCAUCGCAAUGGAUGGGGCAAAACCCCUGAUUCAGGUGACAAUUCACUGUCAGCCAAUAUAGAUAGAAUAAGAGAAAUAAGAAACAAAUGCCUUGGUCACAUGCCAGAGAUGUCUUUGAGUGACAGUGACUUUGCCAAGACAUGGACAGAGAUUCGAUUGAUUGUUAGUGAACUAGAAAAACACUUGGGGAAUUCUACAAAAUAUGUUUAUGCUGUUGAUGAUUUGAAAACAGAAACAAUGGACCCUGAGCUGGAAAAGAAAUAUUUUGAUCUGAUGAACAGCCAGCAAAAACUUAUUGAAGAUAUUUCUGGUAAACAGGACAAACAGAGUGUGGAAAUGCAGGAACUGAAAAAGGAUGUGAAGAGGAAAGGCAAGGAACUAGAGAAUCAUGAAAAAAGAAUUAAGGCUGUGGAGACUCUACAGACAAUGGUGAAUUUUGAAGAACAAAGUAUUUUAUCCUGUACAGAAAAGGUGUUAGAAGAGCAUUGUUCAUUGAAGACCUAUGUAAGGACAGCCUCAGUACAGGCCACUAUUGAUAUGCUGCAGAAGAACCAUAUAGCUAUUCUAACAGGGAAAAGUGGUACCGGGAAAACAACCACAGCAUACCAAGUUUUACUGGAAUUGUCACAAGUCAGACAGGAUCACCCUGAGGAGGAAUUGAUGGUUGUUGCAGAUGAUGUCAAUCCUUGUAUAAAUAUAGAUGAAGGUGGUACCAAAAAGUUCAGUUGCGAAGGCACACAUAUACUGUAUGAAAGAAAUCCAAAGCAAGAGAAAGCGAAGGAGGCUUCAGAGGUGUUUUCUGAGUUUGCUGGUAAACCAGCAGGUACUGAAAGACAGCAGUAUGUGCCUGUAAUUCUUACCUCCCCGGAUCAAUGGAACAAAGCUAUUCACCCCAAGGGUCAUUUUGUUGUCCUUCUAGAUGACAUUUUCGGAUCAACUAAUUUUGAUCCAGUGGAAUUUGAAAAGUGGAAAAAGAUGGAAAAGGUAAUGUUUUCUUCAGCAAAGAGAGGAAACAUAUGCAUUUUAAUUGGAAUAAGAUCACACAUUUUCGAGCAAGUGAAAAAGAAAGGUCUUUCAAUUCUGGAUAAAAAAUAUGAGAUUGAUUUUUCUUCAAAACUUAGCAUGAAAUUUGAGGAAAAGUUAAAACUAGUCGAAGCAUAUGAAACAUGUCAAAAAUAUUUUGCUAGAGAUUUGAUUGGAGGAAAAUUUGAGUUUUAUGUCAAACAGUUUGGAAAAAAUUUUGUUUAUAAGCUAAGUGAACAGGAGAAGAGGGAUAUAGCAAAUUCAAACCCGUACUAUGGAUUUCCUCAAACGUGUUCAAUGUUUUUUAUGAGAAAGGAAUUUUAUCAGAAGGGAAGAGAUUUCUUUGAAAAACCAAAUGAAACAUUACUUGAAGAGAUUGAGGAGAUGAGGAAGGGAGAUCUAGAGAAGAAAUUGGAGUACUGUGUUUUAUCAUAUGUAUUUAUAUACAGUUCAAUACACAUGCUAAAUUAUGAUAUGAAAGCCAUGCAAAGUAUUUGUCAAAAAGUGAGAUUAGACAAUAUCAGAGAAAUUGAUGUGGAAGAUGCUGUAGUGAGAUUAACAAAAUCAAAGCAAUCUCUAAAGAGGGUAGCUGAAAAUGAAAAUGUCUACACAUUUACACACCAGACACUGCUGGAAACGGUAAUGGUGUCCUUUGGACGACUAGCCCCAGAGAUCGUUAUAAAGGCCUGCAGCAGAAAAAAUUUAUAUGAACUUAUUCGAACGCAGAAUUGCAAGCAAAGCAUUGGUGAAGUUAUUUUGACUAUUCCAGGAAAGCUGUACACAAAUCUAGUGGAGAGAUUUCUAGACGACAUAAAAGACAUUAACCAUGAAGACUUUGCUGAUUCAUUGUUUUAUUUCAUUUUUCACCCAGUAUUAUAUGACCCAGACUUUGUGAAGGUUCUUCUACAUAUGCAUAAAACAGAAAAGUACCAUCAUAAAGCAUCUGUGGUCCUUGAAAAUACUUGGGAAAAUUUCAUUUCAUCAAUGUUACCGGGAAUGUAUAACCCUGUGCUGCUUAUGGAGAUGCUGGAGGAAUAUGGUCCACAUUGUGAAUACUCAAAACUGGAAUCCUACAAAGGUUUCUGUUUGUCAAGAAAAGAUAUUCUCGAAUGUAUCGAAACUUCUGCUAGAAGUUGUAUUUCUCAGUGUGUUUCUGUUUUGGUGCCGUAUAUUUGUAGCCAAAGUAGUCUUCAUGACAUUUUACAACAUCAAAUCAAAUGUCUUUUUCCUGACUUAAAGUGUACAGAAAAACCUGUUAGAUUGAAUGUCCUCCACCACUGUAUCCUAAAUGGAUGGGAUAAUGUUGUAGAAAGGAUUCUGAAAGUACGGGCUCCAGAGAAUUCGGAACAGAACUGGACUUGUGCUCAUUUUGCAGCAUUUGUAGGAAAAUUUUCAUUGUUAAAAAAAUUUGCUACAAAUUUAGGGGAAAAACAGAAAACUAACGAAGGUUAUUCUGUGUUACAAGCAGCUUUACUAGGAAUAAUGUACAGUGAUCAUAAUGAAAUGCAAAGAUUUUUUGCUCAAUUGAAUGUACGCUAUCGUGAUCCAGCUGUUAAAAGUGAUCCAAAAAAUGCUGAGGUUAACCCUGAUCCUAAAAGAAUUGAGUUUGCUACAGAUGAUGAAUAUGAGAAAGUACUUCUUUUUUUGUAUAAAUCAAGGAAAUCUCAGUUUCUGGAAGAAGCAGCUGAAAUUGUGGACAAAUUUGGAAACAAUAUCUUUCAUUAUCUUAUCUUACAUGACAAUUGCAAGGUUCUCAGUCUCAUGUUACAGCUUGGAAAAGCUUGUGUCCAUCAUCGCAGUAACACUGAUCUGCCAACACCGUUACAUGUGGCUGUUUAUCUUGGAAGAGCUAACUGUGUGAAGGCAUUGUGGGAGGCUGGGGUACGACCAGGUCCAUCAGAUAUGUCACUCACAGACACUCUUAGGUCAGGCAAAGAAGGAAAUGGCAGACGGAUAACAUUUAAUUCUUCUGGGAUUGUGAAUUCAGAAGGUUUUCGUUCAGUGUAUAUUCAAGUUCCACCUUUUUUUACAUGUGUACCUGGAAAGGAUUGUAAAAUGAAAGUAAUUGAGUUAGUGAUUGUUGACUUUGGCAGUAUUGAUGACUACAAUAAGACCGAAGAGAUUCUGAAAACACUAGAAAUAAACAAGUAA